Molecule: messenger RNA, 1873 nt
Organism: Arachis duranensis
Lineage: Eukaryota; Viridiplantae; Streptophyta; Magnoliopsida; Fabales; Fabaceae
Product: glycogen synthase kinase-3 homolog MsK-3
Exons: 13
Coding region: 329-1558 (409 amino acids)
Biological process (GO): protein phosphorylation; signal transduction
Cellular component (GO): cytoplasm
Molecular function (GO): protein serine/threonine kinase activity; ATP binding
Source: RefSeq, a predicted model, not a curated record
CACACUCUCUCUCUCUCCACCAAACAAAUACAACCAUCCAUCCAUCCUCCAUUAUUAAUUUUCCCAUUUGUCCUUAUCCUCUUCUCUCUUGUUCUCUCAUUCUCUGCAUCACUUCUUCCUUUCACUUCCAUUUGUCUCUUCCUCCACAGGCCUCCCACUUCCCCUUCUUUCUCCCUUAGAUCCAUCUUCCACUACACACCAUCACGCAGGUUUUAGGGCUCAAAUCUUUUUACCUGUUGUUCUUUGAAGUUGUUGAACUAGCAAAAAGUAUAAUUAAGCAAUUUUAAAAAAUAUAUAUCUAUUUUGAUCACCGCUUUCUGAGUUGUUGAUGGCAUCAGCGGGUGUAGCACCUGCUUCUGGAGCAAAAGAUAUGAACGGAAGUUCAGUUGCUGUUGAAAGAUUACCUGAUGAGAUGAAUGACAUGAAGAUCAGGGAUGACAGGGAAAUGGAAACUGCUGUGGUAGAUGGAAAUGGCACUGAAACGGGACACAUAAUUGUCACUACCAUUGGUGGUAAAAAUGGUCAGCCCAAGCAGACAAUAAGCUAUAUGGCUGAGCGUGUUGUUGGACAUGGGUCUUUUGGUGUGGUUUUCCAGGCGAAGUGCUUGGAGACUGGUGAAACUGUGGCUAUAAAGAAGGUUCUUCAGGACAAGAGAUACAAGAACCGGGAAUUGCAAACAAUGCGCCUUCUUGACCACCCUAAUGUCGUCUCUUUGAAGCAUUGCUUCUUCUCAACGACUGAGAAAGAUGAGCUUUAUCUUAACUUGGUACUGGAGUAUGUUCCCGAGACUGUCAAUAGGGUGAUCAGACACUACAACAAAAUGAAUCAAAGGAUGCCAUUGAUAUAUGUCAAACUAUAUUCUUAUCAGAUAUUUAGAGCACUUGCUUAUCUUCACAACAGCAUUGGAGUAUGUCACAGGGACAUAAAACCUCAAAAUUUACUGGUCAAUCCUCACACCCACCAGCUGAAGAUAUGUGACUUUGGAAGUGCUAAAAUUUUGGUAAAAGGUGAACCAAACAUAUCUUACAUCUGUUCUAGGUACUACAGAGCUCCCGAGCUCAUAUUUGGGGCAACUGAAUACACCACUGCCAUUGACAUCUGGUCAGGUGGUUGUGUACUUGGCGAACUAUUACUUGGCCAGCCUCUCUUUCCUGGUGAGAGUGGAGUAGACCAACUUGUGGAAAUUAUCAAGGUUUUAGGUACGCCAACAAGGGAAGAAAUCAAGUGUAUGAAUCCUAAUUACACAGAAUUUAAAUUCCCUCAAAUCAAAGCUCAUCCAUGGCACAAGAUCUUUCACAAGCGGAUGCCGCCUGAAGCUGUGGAUCUUGUUGCAAGACUACUGCAGUACUCUCCAAAUCUUCGAAGCACAGCUUUGGAGGCUCUUGUCCAUCCAUUCUUUGAUGAACUGCGCGAUCCGAAUACCCGCUUACCAAAUGGACGCUUUCUUCCUCCAUUGUUUAACUUCAAACCAAGUGAGCUGAAGGGAGUGCCUGUGGAGAUGCUGGUGAAGCUGAUUCCUCCUCAUGCAAGAAAGCAGUGUGCCUCCUUUAGUUCAUAGUGCAGUUUUAUGUGUAGUUAAUGGUAUAUCGCCCUCUUCCUUCCUGAAGUGUAUCUAAGUCUGUUUCAGGUGGUUAUUAUAUGUUUUCUUUCUGUUAAUUUUUAGCCCCCUCCUCCUCAACCCUCCGGACCAGAAACCCCUCCACAUUCCAAAUUUGUUAUUUUUGUCCCUGCCUGUAGAAAGCUGUUGUAGAAGAGAUUCAGCUUGAUUCCUUUGUAGGAUUUGAUGGGUUCUUUUACCAAAAAGUUUUAACAGAUUGUAUUAGUAACUAAUACCAUUAUUUAAUGAAGUGAUAUAUACUUGAUCACUACUAAA